Messenger RNA from Pseudopodoces humilis (Tibetan ground-tit), 2028 nucleotides. RefSeq names its product NOBOX oogenesis homeobox (gene NOBOX). Gene Ontology annotation, biological process: regulation of transcription by RNA polymerase II. Lineage: Eukaryota; Metazoa; Chordata; Aves; Passeriformes; Paridae. The record is from RefSeq and is a predicted model, not a curated record. Gene Ontology annotation, molecular function: RNA polymerase II cis-regulatory region sequence-specific DNA binding; DNA-binding transcription factor activity, RNA polymerase II-specific.
AUGGACGGGGCGGGCGAGGAGCAGCGGCCGGAGGAGCGGGCGGCCGGAGGGCUGGGAAUGGGCAGUGAGUGCCAGGAUGAGAAGGAGAACUCAUUGCUGAAUGCAGAGCACUUUGUGGUGGAUGCUGAUGCUGUUGGUGGCCACAGUGCAGGGAGCAGUGUGCUACCUACACUCCCAGACGCAGCCAGACAAGAAAAAGUUGAAGAUAACUUGGGAAUAGAAUAUAGGAACAGCUUUCUAAAGAAGGUGAAAGAAGAUGGGGGAUGCAGCACCCUGCGGGCAACUGGGUCAUCUUCCCAAGGCUCCAUUGUCCUUGAUGGCCAGCAUGACUUUGCCUUGGCGUGUGGGCAACCGUCGGAUUUCUGCGGUAACACGAAGGUUGGAUUAGCACAGGAGCCGACAGGUCAGUCAGGGUCACAAGAGCACACUGAGAGUUACUGCCAUGCUGGGACUGAAAAGGAGGCAGAGAAGGAAAAAACUAAGAAAGCAUCCAAUGGAGUGUCUGGAGCUCCCUGCAGGCAGGAGGAGAUCGGCCCGGUCCCUCACCGAUCCAGAGGUACUCCAGCCAGCGCUGCAGCUCUGAAUUCCUACAAGGGCUCUUCAGUCCUGGAGUCCAGAGGCAGCUGUGAUGUGGCCAUGGGAAAAAAAUCCUUACCUGUCAAGAAGAAGCCCCGCACCUUCUAUAGUGCAGAGCAGCUAGAAGAGCUGGAGAGGAUGUUCCAGGAAGAUCACUAUCCAGACAAUGAGAAGAGGAGGGAGAUUGCAGCUGUGGUUGGUGUGACGCCACAGCGUAUCCUGGUCUGGUUUCAGAAUCGCAGGGCAAAGUGGCGGAAAUUGCAGAAGUUGAGUAUAAAAGACAACAAAAAAUAUCCAUCAUCAUCAGCUCUGUCAGUCCCCUUUGGAUCAGAGGGUUAUGGGGCACUUCCUCUGCCUGUGCCUCCAUUGCCUGAUGCUGCUGGAGACCAGCCUGGCAUGCUGGGAAGAGACCCUGGAGCUAUGAACUCCUCCAGCCUGUUCAGCACACUUCCUGCAUCCCCCACCUCUGCCUCAGCCUCCUCGGUGGCAGGAAUAGUGGCACCCUGUGAAGCCCAAGCUCAGAGCAAGGCGCUGCCGGAGCUGCAGUUAAAAGCCAGCGACUUUGAGUGCUUCCCUUGCUUUCCCAGCCCUCCUCCCAUCCGCAGGGCCAGCCUGGCGCUUAGCCUGGCCUUCGACCCCCAGAGCCACAUUGUUCCCCUGAUGCUGGACACUCCCAGCAGUGACUGCAGCUUGGCCAGUCACGAAAACGGCUCCAGGGAAACUUUCUCUUACGGCGUCCAGAAUCAAGGCUUCAGUUCACCAGUUUCUUGCCCUUAUCCCGAGCACCUGGAGCCUGGAGACAACCUGGAGGCCACCUACUCUCAGUACAGCAGUGAGGGGGAAAUCUAUCAGCUCUCCCAGUUCUGUCACCAAGGUCACCUGGCCAGCAAUAUGUUCUCCAAUGACCACCUUCCUCUUCCAACACCCCUGGAGUCCCAUCCACCUUUCCCUGACUUACCUGGUAGUGGUGGAGCCAUAACCUGUGGAGCCAUGCAAGGCUAUGUACAAAACAACAUGGGGGGACCACUCAUGCCACAGCAGCCAAGUGGAUAUUCAGCAGACAUCCCUGCCUAUCCAGCUGUGCCCUGGAGUGAUUUCUACAUGCAGGGAGCUCCUUUCUCCAAUCAGUUGCAUUCCCAAAUGCCUUUUUCUAGCACUGCAGGAGGACAGUACUUCACAGAGCCAUCUCUCCUUCAAGUGCCCAACACAACAGUAGUGGAAUCCAUGCCACAAACUGGAAAACAAACGGGAGUGACACCACCAGAGCAAAGUUCCUACCAGAGCCACCAAACAGAGCCAAAGUCGGCAGCACUCACUGAAAAAGAGGACAUAGAGAGCAGCAGCAAGAAAGGAGAGACUAUUGAUGGUAACAAACUGAUUGUUUUAUUGGAGAAGAAGGGGGGGAAAGGGAAGAGUCCCAAGACAGCAGUAGUUACCCUGAAUGCAGGAUGA